AUGAGCUCCAGGUUUGAUCACAAUACAGCUCAUCAGAGAACGCAGCUUUUCGGUCCGAACUAUGGGAAGCCGGUAAAACGGUCAAGCUCUCCGUUCAGCAACCCCUCCAUCGACUAUUCGCAGUCCACACUAGCGCAAUUGGAAUCACAAAGCGACGCGGAUGUGGGUGUGAUGCGGGAAAAGAUAAUGGCGCUAAAGACGUUGUCUGAACGGAUGGGCGAGGAGAUCCGUGGCAGCAGCAAGACUCUCGACAGUUUGGGAAGCACAUUCGACGCCACAGCAAAUAAAUUGAAACGCACAUAUAAAAAGAUGAUGGUAAUGGCGAGCAAGUCCCGAAUUAGUGUCAAGGUGUGGCUGGCGAUCUUUUUCGGGUUUGGAGUCUUAUUUUUUUACGUGUGGGUGCGUUGA
Molecule: messenger RNA, 408 nt
Organism: Eremothecium gossypii ATCC 10895
Lineage: Eukaryota; Fungi; Ascomycota; Saccharomycetes; Saccharomycetales; Saccharomycetaceae
Gene: BET1
Product: Bet1p
Exons: 1
Coding region: 1-408 (135 amino acids)
Biological process (GO): endoplasmic reticulum to Golgi vesicle-mediated transport
Source: RefSeq, marked provisional